Molecule: messenger RNA, 567 nt
Organism: Rosa rugosa (rugosa rose)
Lineage: Eukaryota; Viridiplantae; Streptophyta; Magnoliopsida; Rosales; Rosaceae
Exons: 2
Coding region: 1-564 (187 amino acids)
Source: RefSeq, a predicted model, not a curated record
AUGGCAGACGAGAUAGAAGCCUUCAAAUUCGUCGACUUAGAUAUUCUCCUCAGCAUAUGUGAGAGGAUUUCAACAUUGGUUCUGAUGCUCAUCUGUCCCGACUUUAAAGCUGUUGGCACAUUCCUCAUGAUCGCAACAUUCCUAAGAUUGCAAUACCUUGUGUUUUACCGUCUGAGUGCUAUCAUGCCUGAGCUGCUAGACUAUUGUAUUGCAGUUUUCGCUGAUCGGAUGAUUACCGUUGUCCAAAUGUUUUUAGGGUGGCCUAGUGUUUGGUAUAUAGUAAUUAUGGUUGGUUUGGGGAUGGUUUCAACCAUAUGCACUGCUUGCAACAUGUAUUCCAUGUAUUCAAUAACUCAGAAACAGAAAGCUGAAAUUGAGGAGAAGAGGUUACUUGCUAUAGAAGCAAUUAAAGCAGGGGCAGCCAAUUCUGCGGAGCUUUUCGAUUUUGUAGUCUACCACUCUGAUUAUUACAGAAAUUAUUUGAAUUACUACUCUGGAGAAACAGCAUAUGAACUUUCUUAUACAAGGAUUCGGGAAGACCUCCUUGCUGAUCAACUUGUAUAAUGU